CGAAUCGGUAUCAAGAAGUGUUGAUGUGCUUCUUGUCUAUUUUAAUUCUUGUAAAAGCUGAAGAACUGAACAGUGAUGUUUCCGGGAAUUUAAAAGGAGUGCUAUCGUGUUUAAGGAGAGAAUAUACUCUAAAAGCGACUAGAACAGAUAGAGAUGGACGACAAUGUUGGGAUAUUAUUCGAGCCAUCUCCUGUUGGGGGCGCUGUGAUUCGUUCGAGAUACCAGACUGGAGAUUUCCUUACAAGAUAUCCGUGCAUCCCGUGUGCAUGCAUGAAAGAAGGAAGCUAAGGAGGGUAGAAUUACGCAACUGUGAUCCCGGUGCUGACGAAGAAUUACGAUUUUACGAAUACUACGAUGCUGAAUCUUGCUCAUGUGGGGUAUGCAACUCGUCUGACACCUUCUGCGAUUGGAAAGGCCGAAUCUCAGUUCACCACCAUCCGAAACAUCACGAACAUCACACGAAGAACCCCGAACACUCGAAGCAUCACGAGCACCCACGAAAUCAUCAACACCCGAAACAUCACGAAACACUCGAGCUCAUAGAUGGUCCAGAGGAAUCUUUUUAUUUGAAGUAAACGUUGAGGAUUAGUAAUUGAUUCAAGACAAAGGAUUGCCGAAAUAACGGAAUGCAGGAAAUUUUUUAAGGAUGAAUUUUCUUCCAGGAUUUAUCCCUUGUGAUUCACCAUGAUUAUAAUAUCUUAUUAUUAAGAUAGUUCGGUAAUUCAAUUGAUGUUCAUCAUGUGAUUCAUAUUCUAGUCAUUUUAUUAUACGUUUUGAUCGGCAUAAAGUUAACUCUUUGGCGCAGAUGAGACACCGGUGUCCCUUUU
This is a messenger RNA of Parasteatoda tepidariorum (common house spider), 827 nucleotides long. RefSeq names its product Glycoprotein hormone beta 5. Lineage: Eukaryota; Metazoa; Arthropoda; Arachnida; Araneae; Theridiidae. Gene Ontology annotation, biological process: G protein-coupled receptor signaling pathway. Gene Ontology annotation, cellular component: cytoplasm; extracellular region. The record is from RefSeq and is a predicted model, not a curated record. Gene Ontology annotation, molecular function: hormone activity.